AUGGCCUCAAAAACUUUUGCCAGUAAAGUUAUCAUGUCAUCCCUCGACGCGAGCUUAACUUUGGUUUCAAUAAUCGGCAAUGGAUCUUUCAUCGCAAUUUUUGUCCGAUUUAAGAAUCUUCGAAAUUUUCCGAACAUUCUUUUCGCUAAUCUUGCGGUGGUAGACUUUCUCAACGCAGUCAUUAAUAUCCCGCUAUAUCUUUUUUCCUUCGUCUGGGAAACCAGCUGGAUGAGAGGAAAAACUUUGGCCGUUAUUUCAACUUCGUUACACUUGGAGUUUGUUUUGCUUAACAUGGUUUCCAUGUUUGCAAUUAUGCUGGACAGAUUCCUGGCCCUGCACUUAAGUCUAAAGUACUAUACAUGGAAGACAACAAGUAAAGCUUAUGUAGUAGUGGUCCUCAUUUGGUUGAUCUGUACCGUCCUCACUGCGUUAUCUACAAUUUCUCUGCUGCAAAUGCAUAUGGAAGCUGACACAACGAUGGCAGAGGCUAGGGAGAAAAUUUUUCAACAGAGAAAAGAGAUAACUGCAUCUACUAUGGCCGUAUUCAUGGCAGCCUCAACAGUCCUUGGAGUCUUGACGGGUUACACCAUAUACCAAAAUAAGAAAAAGGUAGGAAAAAUAGUAAGAUUAAGGAUAUGUUCGAGAACACUACAGUAAAACGCCGCGAAGAAGAACCUAGAUUUUUUGAAGUUUGGCAAAAUUUGGAGUACUUAUUGGAAGUUUAGUUUAAAUAGGUUCUUAAUUUUUAUGAAGAAGUAUACUGUUGUUUAUUACAAGAAAUUGGUAUAAAUGGUAUUUGUCCUUCAUAAUAGGCAUUUAUUUACCAAAAAUCUGUAAGAUAUUAAUUUAAUAAGCCAGACUUUUGGUCAAAAUGUUUAUGAAAAUGCAGUCUAAUAUAACCCCACAUAUAAGAACCUGUUGAUUUUUCUUGGCUAAACUGGUUCUUGUAUUUUGGAGUAUUAAAAUGAAAAAUUUCUGCUAACAGGUUCUUAAAUGCUAGGUUCUUCUUGGCGACGUUUUACUGUAUACCAUAUAGUUUAUUUUCGUGCUGUCACAAAAAGGUAUCCAGUAUAGUAUAAACACCUAAUCUGAUAUGUCACUCUCCACUUUAGAGAUCGGCGCGGAGCAGUACGUUUCGCUCCUUUACAGAAAUCGUUCCGAAGGCACCGUUGUUGUGUGUGAAACGAAGCCUUAUCCGACAGGCCCGUAGCAAGCAUAAAAUGACUGCGGGGGGGGGGAGAUUGAGCAAGUGGCCCACAUUAAUUCCCCCCUCCCCUUUGCUCCCUCCGUUAAAGCAUACUUCUUGGUACAUGUCAGAUCACUACAUUUGCCUACAAUACCUUUUGUUCUUGUCUCUAAUUUUCCGUUUGUGUUGACUUUGACGAGAUAGAGAACUUGUUUGGGAUAUCGUUCACGGAGCAUUUGCCAAACAAUUGCUUUCGGUUUUCUUUCUCCCCAUCGUAGUCAUUAGCUACGUCUACAAGGGUCAGAGCAUCGUUCUGUUCUGUCCUUGUGAACAUGCAACAUCAUGAGGUCGUUCAGGUGGGAUUGUCAUUGGUGCAUUUCGAUCCAUUUUGCUUCUGAGUAUUUUGAUGCUUAAUAAGCAGAUAUUUUAAAGCCGUUAAUUGUUUUUACACAAUUCCAAAUUGCCCAGAAGAACAACAGUGCAUUAUCUUAAUAUCAUCGACAAUCCUUUGAAACUUUAGCUUCAAUUGACAGCAGUCCACUUUAGUAGAAAAAUUCCACUUUUGUAGCAGAAUUUAAUUCAAGUAUGAAAAUUUCUGGGGGGGCUCGAGCCCCCCCUGCCCCUCCCCCUGCUACGGGCCUGUCCGAUAUGGUCUUCGUGUCGGCACAAAAGGUGUCCGACGUAGUGUGAACAUCGCCUAAAUUCUUAAAAUCUGUGGCAAACUUUAGGCGCAGCUGCGCUGUUAAAGGUUAGUAUAAAAUUGCUUUUUAAAUAUACGUGUGGUAAUAAACCCUUCACAAUCCAGAUUUUAAAAUUUCAUAAUCAAAUACUUUCCCUUUCUUGUAGAGAAUGCAGUUGAAUUUACCAAAGCUCCAAGCUGAAGGUCGGGAAAAGCAGGAUAUCAAAGCCACCGUGACUGUUGCUGUGGCUGUGGUGACGUUCUAUGCCUGCUACUUACCAGCAAUUACCUACUCAGUCUGGAGAAGUAACACAAAAUACUUCAGGAAACACGUUUGGGUUUCCUUUUUGGUUGCUUUUUGUACGUUUAUUUCAAGCGCUACCAACCCUCUCAUCUACGUAUUACGAAACAAAAGAUACCGCAAAGCCAUCAGGCAACUGGUAAAAGAUCCUUUUGGGAGCAGCUCGUUUCAAGAGAAGCCAAUCAAAAAUGACAGGAGAGAGAAGAGACGCCGUCCAGAGCACGUAUUGAAGCUGAGCAAAGGCGAAGAACCAGGAGUAUCCACCGUACAUGAAGAAACUCAUGAGAGAGGCGUCGGAGAUGGAAAUUUUGCGACAGGCCAAAUGUUCCUGGCUGACAAAAUAGUGAAAAUAGCUUGGAAGGCGAAGAGUAGUGAAACCUCUCAGAAGAUCAGGCCUGCAGAAGAAGAUCAGGACGGUAGAGGAUGA
Messenger RNA from Porites lobata, 2593 nucleotides. NCBI's taxonomy places the organism in Eukaryota, Metazoa, Cnidaria, Anthozoa, Scleractinia, Poritidae. The record is from the annotation of a GenBank genome assembly.